Molecule: messenger RNA, 2067 nt
Organism: Hyposmocoma kahamanoa
Lineage: Eukaryota; Metazoa; Arthropoda; Insecta; Lepidoptera; Cosmopterigidae
Product: cytochrome P450 6B7-like
Exons: 2
Coding region: 222-1805 (527 amino acids)
Molecular function (GO): heme binding; oxidoreductase activity, acting on paired donors, with incorporation or reduction of molecular oxygen; iron ion binding
Source: RefSeq, a predicted model, not a curated record
GGCAUUGAUAUCUAAGAACUACUUUAUCUGAUACACGAUGUGAUAUCGAUAAAAAAUUUACCUUUGAGUUCUUCGUCAUCGAAGGUGACUAAUUUUAUGUAGUAUUUAACAAGUCGAGCCCACCUGUCUUGCAUCAGUUACCUUACGGCAGUUAACCGCUUGCAACUGUAGCGUCUUGAACCCUAUUCAAUCUACAUUUGCGAACACUCCAAUUAUUUACCAUGAUUACCGUAGGGAUUAUCGGCAUUGUCCUUGUAGCUUUGUACCUGUACGGCACUAAAAACUUCAAUUAUUGGACAAAGCGCGGAGUGAAACAUGAUAAACCAGUGCCCUUCUUCGGCACGGACAUGAAGAGACUGCUAUUGCAACGCAGUGUCGUACAAAUGGCGACUGACGUCUACCGAAAAUACCCGAACGAAAGAUUCGUGGGUUACUACCGUGGCAGCAUACCGGAACUUGUAAUUCGCGACCCUGAUCUUAUUAAGCAAGUAAUAAUCAACGACUUCGCCUACUUCUACAAGCGAGGCCUCUCACCGCAGCACAAUGUCAUCGAGCCCUUGUUGAGGAACCUGUUCUUCGCCGACGGCGAUAUGUGGAGGUUGCUCAGACAACGCAUGACACCGAUGUUCAGCAGUGGCAAAUUGCGGGCGAUGUUUCCAUUGGUAUGUGCACGUGCUGAACGACUGCAGACGUCCCUAACAGCGGCCACUAACGACGGUGCAAAAACUCUGGACGCCCGUGACAUUAUGGCGCGUUACACUACAGACUUCAUCGGCUCGGUCGGCUUCGGCCUUGACCCGGAUUCUCUUAACGACGAGGACUCAGCGUUCCGCAAACUGGGAGCAAGAAUAUUCGACGUAACUCUUCCCCGCGCUAUCAUUUCAAUUUGCAAGGCAAUCCUCCCCAAUUUAUUCAAGCAUUUCAAGUUCCUCGGGCAGAAACUUGAAGAUGACAUUUUGGGUUUGGUGAAUCAGAUCAUGCACCAGCGAGAAUACAAACCGUCUGGUCGCAAUGACUUUAUAGACCUGUUGCUGGAACUAAGGGAGAAGGAGCACAUCGCCGUGGAAUCGCUGGAGCACGUAGGGCCAGAUGGCAAUCCUGGUUUGGUGCACCUUGAUCUUGACGACAAACUCCUAGCUGCGCAAGCGUUCAUUUUCUUCGCUGCCGGUUUUGAGACUUCGUCAUCAGCUACAAGUUUCACUUUGCACCAAUUGGCAUACCAUCCUGAGGUGCAGAAACGCGUGCAGGCUGAUAUUGAUCGCGUACUUGCCAUGCACAAGGGACAAAUUUGUUAUGAUGCCAUCAAGGAAAUGAAGUACUUGGAAUGGAGCUUUUUGGAGGCGAUGCGAAUGUUUCCAUCAGCAGGUUACCUCAGUCGGCAGGUGGCGCGGCGUUACACGCUACCCGGAACUGACGUCACACUCGACGAAGGAGUCAAGAUUAUGAUCCCGUUGCAGGCGUUGCAGAACGACCCCCAACACUUCGACAACCCCACAGAGUUCCGCCCAGAACGUUUCUCGCCAGAAGAAGUAGCUCAAAGACACAAGUUUGUCUAUCUACCUUUUGGAGAUGGGCCACGAUCUUGUAUAGGUGGUCGUUUAGGUAUGAUGCAGUCGCUAGCCGGUCUAGCAGCCGUACUUGCCCGGUUUACUGUGACUCCAGCCGAAGAGACGCAACGCGAGCUGGUCCCGGAUCCCAAGUCUAUCAUAGUCCAGAAUGUGAUGGGUGGAGUUCCGCUUAGAUUCCAGAGAAGACAGGUGCAUAAGGAAUUUGAACGUUGCUCUGGAAGAGCUUAUGGACAGUAGACAGAUCUGAUCCCGUCAUAGACUCUGUGAGUCUUUUGACAAAUUAAAGUUACUAGAAGAUGUGAGAUCAACGUCUCGAAGAGAAAAAACCCUCUAUUAAAACUCAGUAUCUUUAUAUAGGUUAAAUUAAUUUAUUAUCUAGAAUUAUACUAAUUUAUAAGUUAUUAAAUAAUAAAUUUUGUUUCAUAAUAUAGGGUUAUAUUACCACGUGAUUCACUUUUUCACGGGAUUAUUUUCAAAUAACUUCGAGAUCCACUGGUGC